Entelurus aequoreus (snake pipefish) is the source of this 1884-nucleotide messenger RNA. It is a transcript of the gene senp8, whose product is annotated as SUMO peptidase family member, NEDD8 specific. The coding region runs from base 135 to 788 and encodes 217 amino acids. Lineage: Eukaryota; Metazoa; Chordata; Actinopteri; Syngnathiformes; Syngnathidae. Gene Ontology annotation, biological process: proteolysis. The transcript has 2 exons. The record is from RefSeq and is a predicted model, not a curated record. Gene Ontology annotation, molecular function: deNEDDylase activity; cysteine-type peptidase activity.
CUGUCGCAAAAUGUGAAUGUUUACACGAGGUGGUUUACGGCAGUCGUUGCCAGGCUAAACGAUGCUACAGCUUUGUGGUCAACUUGAGUUAAAUGUCUCUUUUUCAGGCUGACAUUUUGUAAGCGUGCUGAAGGAUGGAUCCCGUUGUGCUGAGCUACCAUGACAGCUUGCUUCGGCGCUCCGACGUGUCCUUGCUGGAGGGACCCCACUGGCUCAAUGACCAAAUUAUCGGCUUUGCCUUUGAGUACUUUGCCAGCGAGCGCUUUCGAAUCCUGGGGGAGAGCGUCGUCUUCAUCAGCCCGGAGGUCACCCAGUUUAUCAAGUGCGCUUCCAGCCAGGAGGAGUCAGCCGUGUUCCUUCAGCCUCUGGAUCUGGCCUCCCGUCGCUGGGUCUUCCUGGCUGUGAAUAACAACUGCAACCAGACUGCUGGGGGGACUCACUGGAGCCUGCUGGUGUAUCACCAGAGCUCCAACCAAUUUUCUCACUAUGACUCUCAAGAUCACUGCAACUCUGCGCACGCGCGGCGCAUUGCCAGCAAGCUGGAAACCAUGUUAGGCGCGGGAAGAAAAGCUCCGUUUGUGGAGGAGCCCAGCCCGACGCAACAGAACUGCUACGACUGCGGCAUGUAUGUCAUCUGUAUAGCCGAGGUUUUGUGUGAGAAGGCCCAGCUGGAGGGCUCCGCACACCUGCCCGUGCAGACCCUCACCCCAGCCUUGAUCACCCAGAAGAGGGCGGAAUGGUGCCUGUUGAUCCAGAGUCUCGCUCAGAGCAACCUACGCUGCACUUAAGCCAUCAAAACACUCCCAAAGUAUAAUAAAACUAUUUCAAUUACGGAGAAAGUGAAUGUAUUUUGACUUGCGCCGUCAUGUUUAUCUCGAAUGUAAGCGCUGCAAGACAUACAGUAUGUAAACGAGAACACCAGCUUGCCCAUAAAAGGAACUUGCUCCCUCGUGCAUCUUUAGUCAAGAUGGAGGAGACGUCAUUCGUCAUUUUCAGAAGUGUUUAUGCACAUUAUUGCUCAGGGUUAUUUUUAAAUGAAGACUUGACAGCACGUGAAUCAUAACGCUGGCUUCUCACGUUUGCUCUUGGUUGUAAUCCCAGACAUAGACAAAAGUAUCCAACCAUACUUUUUAAUAGUUAUUAGUGUUGUGGUGAAAGUUCCGUCAAAAUAAGCAGACUGGCAUUGGAACCAUGCAUAAUUGGUUCUGUGACGGAGCUCUUAACUCAAAACACUUGUGUCCCAAAUCAACGUCUUAAUUUAAUUGGUGCUUGGCCCCCCAAAACAGCACAAUUUUAAAAACAAACUUUGAUGUAUAAACAAUGCAAUAGAAUGUACCACAACAAAACUACAGUCAUUUUCUGAAGUAAUGUAAUAAUAAAGUACAGCAUUUACUUUGGAAGAGCGGACUUCUUCAGUAUCUCCUUCCAGCUGCUCCUCUGUCAAACACACCAUCAGCAGCCUUUCCAUAUUUUUAUGAAUAAAUGUCCGCCAUUUGAUAUUAUUUUAACAUUCUUGGCUGUCGUUGGAAUCAUUCUGCUUCAGCAGGGUGCAGACUCGCAGUGAUACGCGGCAAUGGCUUGCGCUCAAUCAAGUUUUUGAUGAUUUCUUUCUUGAAUGUCAUCCACUUUUCUCAGCACUGUCCCUCACGUCCACAUUUUCCUUCUCAUAGUUGAAAAAACAAUGAUGUUGAUAUUAAGCCGUAAGGUAAUGCUAGCGAGUAAAACCAAAUGUUUUGGGCGGAUCUUGCUGGGUUCACUGUGUCAUUUGUUACGCCAAAUAAUGGCGUUGAUGCUCGUAACUCACAUUUUUAAAUUGUACUUUAAAGCUGAGAUAUGGCUCUUAUUUCAAAACACUUAAGUUGAGGUAACGCUGUAUUUUAUUUA